This is a messenger RNA of Phialemonium atrogriseum, 1043 nucleotides long. RefSeq lists its product as uncharacterized. NCBI's taxonomy places the organism in Eukaryota, Fungi, Ascomycota, Sordariomycetes, Cephalothecales, Cephalothecaceae. Gene Ontology annotation, molecular function: protein binding. The coding region runs from base 414 to 1043 and encodes 209 amino acids. The transcript is spliced from 3 exons. The record is from RefSeq and is a predicted model, not a curated record.
GAACCUAAUUUAGGAUAUCCAAGACACUGUUUUAGGGCAACAGACGUGUCGUAAUCUCAUAUAAUAUUCCCAGUACAAAUGGAACACACACCGCCUUAUUUUCAAGUUCCAGCCUCUAAGGAUAGACCGAUAGAGGGCAGGCAGUAUCUCUAUUUAUAUAGCGAUAUGUUGACGAGUGCCCAGUCCUGGAAUUCCGAUUGCCUACCCACCGCACUUUCUCAACUCGCGUUGUGAGCUGGCAUAGAUUUGCGUUGCGCUUUGUGGAGUAAAGGAUCCCCUCUUGCCAACCUGGGCCUACUCCUCCACCCUUCCUCCCCAUCAUCUUCACGUCAACCUAAUAUCAGAACUCAGCGCCCAAGCCGGUCCAACGGGUCAUCUCCUGGCAAAAUAAACCCGAGUGACAGUCUGCCAAAAUGGAGUCUAAACUGUGCCGCAAGCUCGUCAAAGGGUUGCUCUCCACGCGCGACUACUCGGGCUGCACCAUCGUUUGCGGCAGCGACCAACACCUGGUGCACAAAGCCAUAAUCUGCCCCCAGUCACCCUUCUUCAAGGCCGCCUUCGCGCAUGAUAUGAAGGAAAACGCCACAGGCACUGUUAACCUCGAGGAAGACGACCCCGAGGUCGUGAAAACGAUGGUUUACUACUUUUACCAUAACGACUAUCAGGCCCCUCCGCGCAACAGUGGUUGUGAGAGCAACAACAACUCCAUAGGCACCGUCCAGCCCCCUGGGCCCAACCUCCUCCACCACUCUCGAGUCUACGCCCUCGCCGAGAAAUACGGCAUCCCAUCGCUCAAAGUCCUGGCGGUCAAGAAGUUCACGGACGAAACCAAUCACUGGCGGAAGCACGAAGACUUCGCCAAGGCCGCGCGAGAAAUCUACACCGCCACGCCCGACCAUGACCGUGGCAUGAGGGAUGCCGUGGUGGAUACGAUCAGGGUGUACCGCGACCUGCUGGAUGAUGAUGACAUCGAGUCGGUUCUAAGGGACACACGGCUUGCGUAUGACCUAGUCAUAGACCUUCGUGACGACCCAGAGUACUGA